This is a messenger RNA of Nyctereutes procyonoides (raccoon dog), 4712 nucleotides long. RefSeq names its product transmembrane protein adipocyte associated 1 (gene TPRA1). NCBI's taxonomy places the organism in Eukaryota, Metazoa, Chordata, Mammalia, Carnivora, Canidae. Bases 2999 to 4273 code for a protein of 424 amino acids. Gene Ontology annotation, cellular component: plasma membrane. The record is from RefSeq and is a predicted model, not a curated record. Gene Ontology annotation, biological process: G protein-coupled receptor signaling pathway. Gene Ontology annotation, molecular function: G protein-coupled receptor activity. The transcript is spliced from 10 exons.
UUCUUCUCUCCCCAGGUGUGCUCUUUGUCCAGAUUUUUCCAAGUCUGAUUCUUUUUAUUUUUUAAUUUAUUUUUAUUUUUAAAAAGAUUUUAUUUAUUUGAUAGACACUGAGCAUGCUCAAGUUAGGGGAGGGGCAGAGGGAGAGAGAGGAAGCAGAUUUCCCGCUGAGCAGGAAGCCAGAUGUGGGGCUCAGUCCCAGGACCCCAGGAUCAUGACCCUAGCUGGAGGCAGACACCCAACUGACUGAGCCACCCAGGCGUCCCCAAAGUCUGGUUCUUUCUCAAUUAUUUAGAUCUAGUGCACAUGUCAGCUUGUCCAAUAAUCCAGUCCAAAGCAGCACCUCUUUAUAUUCAUUGAGGUUUUCGCUUAGCUGUUGAAACAAAGGUCAAGAUAACAAGGUAGGUUAUUCCUAUGUAUCGCAUGACAGUCUGUGUGCAGGCUAUCCAGGAUAUUCCUGGAGGCCCAUUGGGUCUGGGACCCGGACACUCAUUGCUGUGUUAUCCUCAGUACAUGGUUUCAGUCUUGUGGUCUAAGAUGGCUGCUGUUGCUCUUGCCACCACAUCCCUAUUCCAGGCAACAGGAAAGGAGACAUGCGUGGCCUGAAAUUGACCAACUUGUUAAAUUAACCACUCAUUUCCCAUUGGAUAAAAUUCAGUCAUGUGGUCAUAGCCAGUAGCAAGGGAAACUUGGAAAGUAGCCAUUAUUCUGGGAAGCUGUGUGUGAGCUAAAAUCCAUGGGCUCCAGCACUAAAGGGGAAGGUGGAUUACGGGGACCCUGUAUUGUGUUAGUGUUUGUUCCAUGCACUCUUCUGUUAACUUGGUUUUCCUGCUGGCUGGCUGCCUCCCCUCCUGGAAUGACAGCCUCCCAGGGCAGGCGUGUGCCAGCUCCUAGACUCAUCCCCUGCUCCUAGGAGGCUGCUGCGGGUGGGGGAACUUGUGAGGAAUGCCUUUUUUUCUGUGGACCUACUAUGUGUUAGGCACGUUUCCCUCCGGUCACAGAUGAGGGUGUGAUCCCAGAGCCAUCAAGUGGCCUGCAGAGAAGGACAAAGGGAUCUGAAUCCCAGGUCUCUGCCCACCUGCUUCAGUCCCCACUCCCUUUUGGCCAGGGGUAGUGCUCAUGUUUCAUGGCUUGGAACGGCAGCAAGGAUGUUGCUGCGUCCCCCGCAGCCCUUGCCCUGGACCUGUGGCUGUUCCGGGCUGGCUGGGGGUCCUUGCCAACAGGGCCUGAGCAGCCUGGCUGCUCCUUGCCAAACGGGAGACAUGUGCUCUUGAAGUAUAAACAGAACACAUCUUUCUAAUAUUUUUAAAACUUACUGACAAGUAACCCAUACGGAAAGGUGCACAGAUCAUAGGUGGAUGACUCAAUGGAUUCUGCCACGGGGAGCAUGCCUAUGUACACCUCCCCCCGCCCCGAUCAAGCACCAGCAGCUCUGGUCCCCUCCGCUCCCCCCAUGCCCUCCCUCCUCCACAAAGGUGACCCUCACCUGAAUCUUUGCGUGGGGCAGACCACAUGUGUGUACCUGUGGCUGGCCCUGCUCAGCACCAUAUCCGGGAGGCCCUUCCAUGGUGCUGCCCACAGCAGUAGCCUGUCCUUUCUUCUCCAUUGCACUGUGUACCCAAGCACCGCCAUGUAUGUGUGUGUACACUGAUAUGGGCAUCUGGGCUGUUGCUAGCCUGGGGCUGUUACAAAUGUACCCAGGAAUGGAGAUGCCAAGUCAUAAGGCCUAAUCUGUUCAAGUCAUCACUUUAUUAUUUUUUAAUUAAUUUUUUAAAGAUCUUAUUUAUUUAUUCAUGAGAGACAGAGAGAGAGAGAGAGAGAGAGAGAGAGAGGCAGAGGCAGGCUCCAUGCAGGGAGCCCGAUGUGGGACUCGAUCCCGGGUCUCCAGGAUCACACUCCGGGCCGAAGGUGGCGCUAAACCACUGGGCCACCGGGGCUGCCCACAAGUCAUCACUUUAAUGCUAGCAUCUAUUAUGUCCUGGUGCCAUGCCUAGCUUACCUGCCCUGCACCCCCUCAGCUCCCUGAGGAGGUCCCUGCUGCUGUCUGUAUGGGCCCAGCUCCUUCUAUCCCUGAGAGCCCAGCAGCCUGGAGCCCACCUUGUCCAAGGUGGCUCCCAGUGCCCCAGGCCACUGGCUCUCCUAUCUUCUAGGCUGGACUCUGUUUUUAUUUUUUUUUAAGAUUAUUUAUUUAUUUAUUCAUGAGAGCCUUCAGAGAGGGAGGCAGAGACACAGGCAGAGGGAGAAGCAGGCUCUCUGCAGGGAGCCCAAUGUGGAACUUGAUCCCAGGACCCCCGGGUCACACUCUGAGCCGAAGGCAGAGGCUCAACUGCUGAGCCACCCAGGUGCCCCUAGGCUGGACUCUUAACCUCUCAUUUUGAGGCCCUUGGCCUCCCUGCUGACUCCCAUUUCUCCUCGCAGCCCCUAUCCCUGCCUUUGCAGACACAGCUCUCUCUGCAGUGGCCCCCUCUAUGGUGGCCCCCUCUGUAGUGCCUCUCCUUCCCUCUCCUCUGCCUACAGACUUCCUGUGUAUCUCCUUGGCACAGUGCAUGUCCCCCGGUCCCCUAUUUGUAUCUCCCUUUCCAGGGUGGCAGCAGAGGAUGACAGGGCGGUGGUCCACCGGAGGUGUGUGUGACGCCCCCUCUGGCGCUGGGUGGCUGUGUGAUGCACACCAUUAUCUCUGGGCCCUAUAUUGGCUGUGUGGUCCGGACUCAGGACUGCCAUGGGUGGGCUGUAGGAGGUGCUAGAUGUCACAUCAGUGCCCACUACAGCCUCCAGGGUGGACACUGCUGUUAGCCCCAUUCCAGGGGCUCCUCACCCCUCUGCUCCCUGUCCCCUGAGUCCCCAGGAUCAGAGGGAUGAACUCGGGUCACGCUGAGUAGCUUGCUUUGCUGUGCCCGUCAGAGGGGAAGGCUCCGUUACUGGGGGUGGCGUUUACUGUUUGGGGGUCAUGAGAUAGGCCAAGGUAGAGGACUGAGCCCCUGUCUGGGGACUGUGCUAUGGCAUGUGUGGGAGCCACAGCUCACCCUCUGCCUGCUGUGGGGGGUGUGGCCCACCAGCCCAAUGUAGGUCGUGGCUCUCAGGUUCCACUAGGAACCUGGGACCAGGGACCCCACGGACACACAGCCCUGGCACUCCUCACGUGGGGGCUGUCACUCCCCCAGGGCUGGCUGCUCGUGGGAUGGACACCCCGGAAGAGGUGAUUUGGGCCAAUGGGAGUACAGCCCUGCCCCCACCCAUGGCACCCAACAUCAGUGUGCCACAUCGCUGUCUGCUGCUGCUCUACGAGGAUAUCGGCACCUCCAGGGUCCGGUACUGGGACCUCUUGCUGCUCAUCCCCAAUGUGCUCUUCUUCAUCUUCCUGCUCUGGAAGCUUCCAUUCGCUCGGGCCAAGAUCCGUGUCACCUCCAGCCCCAUUUUUAUCACCUUCUAUAUCCUGGUGUUCGUGGUGGCGCUGGUGGGCAUCGCCCGGGCCGUGGUGUCCAUGACAGUCAGCACCUCGGACGCUGCGACUGUUGCUGAUAAGAUCCUGUGGGAGAUUACCCGCUUCUUCCUGUUGGCCAUCGAGCUGAGUGUGGUCAUCCUGGGCCUUGCCUUUGGUCACCUGGAGAGCAAGUCAAGCAUCAAGCGGGUGCUGGCCAUCACCACGGUGCUGUCCCUGGCCUACUCUGUCACCCAGGGGACACUGGAGAUCCUGUACCCUGAUGCCCACCUGUCUGCUGAGGACUUCAACAUCUACGGGCAUGGGGGCCGCCAGUUCUGGCUGGUCAGCUCCUGCUUCUUCUUCCUGGUCUACUCUCUGGUGGUCAUGCUCCCCAAGACCCCGCUGAAGGAGCGCAUCUCCCUGCCGUCGCGACGGAGCUUCUAUGUGUAUGCGGCUAUCCUGGCACUGCUCAACCUGCUGCAGGGACUGGGAAGCGCGCUGCUCUGCGCAGACAUCAUCGAGGGGCUCUGCUGUGUAGAUGUCACCACAUUUCUCUACUUCAGCUUCUUUGCGCCCCUCAUCUACGUGGCCUUCCUCCGGGGCUUCUUUGGCUCGGAGCCCAAGAUCCUCUUCUCCUACAAAUGCCAAGUGGACGAGACUGAGGAACCGGACAUGCACCUGCCCCAGCCCUACGCUGUGGCCCGGCGGGAGGGCCUGGAGACAGCAGGAGCUGCCAGCACCCAGUUUGACUCUGCCGGUGGGGUGGCCUACCUGGACGACAUUGCUUCCAUGCCCUGCCACACUGGCAGCAUCAAUAGCACGGACAGUGAGCGCUGGAAGGCCAUCAAUACCUAAGUGUGGCCACCAUGGCUGGAAGGCCUGCGGGGGUCUAUGGAGGGCAGGCCGAGUGUGAAGCCCCUGGUGAGGAGGACGAGGUCAUGGGACCUUCUGUGGGCAGGAGCCCAUGCCAGCCCUGUCUUGCCCUCUGUGCUCCCAGGUGCCUUUAGCCACCUCUGCUCUAGCUGGGGGCUGCCUCCGCCUUCCACCUUCCUUCCACCUGUUGUCUCCCUGCUCAGCAACGUGGCCCACACCCUGAUCUCCCAGGGCCAGGCCUGGCUAGGCCAGCUGAGGGCACCUCCUUUUUCCAAAGCCUGGGCACCCAGGACUGCUCUGGCCCUUCUCACCCUUCUGCCUCCUCCCCAUGGCGCUUUGGCCUCCUCAAAGCCCACUCUGGCAGGUGGGCUGAUGUGUGUAUAUUUUCUUGACCUAUUUUUUAAUAAAAAAACAAAAGGAC